CAUUACAUCGCUAUGCGCGGUGGGCCGGCGGAGUGCGAGAGAGGCUGCGAGCGCAGGAAGGCAGGCAGUCCGACACUCAACUCCGCUCGGCAAUGUAACAGUAAAGACACCGAGACACAAACAGUGCCUGGGAAGGGAGACAUAGCGACAUUAAAUUAGCAACUCUCCGGGUUUUUUUUUUUUACCCCGAAACCUUUUACCCACCCUUCAUGAUUUGAAAUUAUUUUUUUUUAAAUCUCCCGUUCUUUUUGUCGAGGUUGGUUUUCGAGGAUUAAGGCACCGCGACACCGCCGUUUCCAGUGGUUUUUCUUCCCUUAGUGCGAUCGGUGCUAGCCGGGGGUGUUGAAUACAGCGCCAAAAGCGAAAUUACAGUAUCGGCAUCGUUGCUGGAGUGUCAUCGUUCCCUCCGAGGCGCCGAUCACCAUCAUCAUCAUUAUUCGUGUAAAGAAUACGCGUUUCUCUUUUUUUUCCCUGAAAACAAAUCCCCGUUUCAGCUGCUGGGGGAGGACGUUUCGUCAUUAUUAAACAGAAAAAGGAGAAAAAAAGGGGGGGGAGAGGAUUUUUUUAACUCUCGUUUCGUCUCGUUUUCUGCAUUUCACCCCCCCCAACACCGAUGAUGGACGGGAAGUAUACUUUUUCUUGGAUGUGGCGUGAAACAUGUAUACAGACAUAAGUCGAAACCGAAAAUUAAACCGUUCGGCACCGAGACCCGUCGCUGUUUUUCCUCUCCUAUAAACAAAACGGAAGAGACAACCUUCGCUAGGUCUGUGUGUGUUAGUAUGCAGCUGUAGCCUGUUAUAGCAAAGUGGAAACAGAAGAAAACAGCCCCUCUUUUGCCCGUAGUGUGUACUACACUCGCAGGGCAUGUUGGUGGUAAGAAAUACUAUAAAUAACUAUUACAAUUCGCAAAAACUAUCACAACGGGGGCAUUAUGUUGCGAGCCAUGCGAUCUCUAUUCCUGCGUGUGUGUUUUUAAAAUCUCUCGUUACUGUUCCGUUUCCUGCGCUCGUCAGAUUUUCCCGUUCAACAAGGAUCUUCAGGACCUGACCGAAGCCUUUUUCUUUUUCUUUUUUCCAACAGAAAGAAAUAUAUAUAUAUACAGAGAGAGAGAGAGAUAUUUCGGUCGCUUCCAGCUGGAUGUUUAUUUAUUUCGCUCCUAUCACCUCUCACCAAUCCGGGAUAUCAUCGCGCACCUUUUGUAUGUGACUCCGAGCGUUUUUGUCAGUGCCCUUCCUUCUGCUGUUUGUGGUUGAAACAAAAUAAUAAACGCUGUUCAAAGGACGGAGUGGUUUGUGUGUGAAGUUAUGGAAACAGUGUUUCGCUUUUGUUAUUGAUCAGUUUUUUUUCCCUCUAUUUUCUCCGGCAGUUUUUUUGCCACCACCACCCCCCUUCCCAGCCCCUAAUAAAGACAAGGAGGUUGAGCGUGUAUGGAUUACACUGUUAUUUAAUCAAUACGGUAACAACAACGAAGGCUUGUUUGGAUGUACAGUGAGACGCUUCUCCCCCCUCCUCCUGCUUGGAUUAACGAAACGAGGAUUUGUCUUUUUUUUUUUGUGUGUGUGUGUGGGGUUGCGUUCGGAAUCGGUUCGGACCCGCUGACCUGGAAUCCUUCGGAUCGGCACCGAUCGGCCAGCACGUUUUUGGAUUUACAAAAUACGAUCCGCUUGGAGUGACGCCUGGAAACAGUGGGGGGAAAGACAGCAUUUAACUGGGGUUUCACCUCAACCCGGUUCGGAUUCACUACGACAGCGUGGGGGGGUGGUGGUGGUGGUGGUGGUGGGGGGGUGGAUAUUAUUUAAUCGAUAUAUUUUCGUUGGGGGGGGUGGGGUGGGGGGGUAAUAAUUUCAAAUCUCGCCUCUGCUCUGGUUGUGAACCCAGCGUGUGUUGGAGACGGCGUGGAUAGUUCUGUUCGUCUGGUGGAAAGGGAACCGAAGAGGCUCGGUCUCGGUACCGACCCAGGAUUCCGACAUGCCCAGCACUGACGACCCGGUCCGUGGACGAUUAUGACUGCAGCAGCGAACUGGGUGGCUAACGGGGCGAGCCUUGAAGACUGUCACUCCAACCUCUUCUCUCUGGCGGAGCUGACCGGCAUUAAAUGGCGGCGCUACAGUUUCCGCGGCAACGGGGACUGCGGCCCGGUGAUCUCGGCCCCCGCCCAGGACGACCCCAUCCUGCGCAGCUUCACGCGCUGCGUCCAGGCCAACCUGCUGUGCGUGUGGCGCCGCGACGUCAAGCCCGAGGCCAAGGAGCUGUGGAUCUUCUGGUGGGGGGAGGAGCCCAACCUGGCUGACAUCAUCCACCACGAGCUUGAAGUGGCGGAGGAAGGCCUAUGGGAGAGCGGGCUGUCGUAUGAAUGCAGGACACUGCUCUUCAAGGCAAUCCACAACCUGCUUGAGAGGUGCUUGAUGGACAAGGACUUUGUGCGCAUUGGGAAAUGGUUUGUCAAGCCAUAUGAGCCCGAGGAAAAGAACCUCAACAACAGCGAGCACCUCUCCUGCGCUUUCACGUUCUUCCUCCAUGGGGAGAGUAACGUGUGCACCAGCGUGGAGAUCGCUAGGCACCAGCCGGCCUACCGCAUCAAUGAGGACCACAUCGCCCUCGCCCAGACCUCCUCCUCCCCCUUCCAAGUGAUCCUGAGCCCAUAUGGGCUGAACGGGACUCUCACAGGCCAGGCCUACAAGAUGUCCGAUCCCGCGGUCCGCAAGCUGAUGGAGGAGUGGUGUUACUUCUACCCCAUGGUGCUGAGGAAGAGGGAGAGCGAGCGAGAGGACGCAGAGCCGGGCUAUGACAACGACAGCCAUGUGGCCGUGGAAGUCAUUGUUGGAGGUGUACGGAUGGUGUAUCCAGCAGCCUUUGUGCUUGUUGCCCAGGGGGACUUACCCAUGUUCCAGGCUCCCACAGUAUCUGGGUCACAAGGGGCGACUAGAGACCCCUCAAACGCCAGCGUCCCCCUGACACCCCCCACAUCACCAGAGCAACCCUGCACAGAUGACACUGGAUUUCAGACGACGGUUUCCAGUUCUCCCGGACAGGAAGGAGGCAUCUGCACCACAACUCCCAGCCCUAAGCAUUCUGGGAGGAAACUGAGCAAUCAGGCUUUGCAUCAGGCAUGGAAGGAAUGCUACUUAAACAAAACGCAUCACAAGAGGACUCUCUCUGGCAGCAUGACACCAGAAGAGGAAGUGCCAAAUAGCGUGCCCACGUGGGACUUCAUUGAUCAAGCCCAGAGAGCACCCUGUUGCUGCUCCAGGCACAAGUCUCAGAAGCAACGUCAGAUGAGCGCACUGGGCCGCCCCCCCGCUAACUCUCAGCCUGGUGCCAACCCCACCCCUCCGGCUGCCCCCUCCCUGCCACCUCCCGCCCCCUCCAAGCACAAGGUGGCUGACAAACCGGAGAAAACGGAGAAGCAGCCGAAGAGACUAGCCAUGACCCCGUUCCACCACAGACUCUCCCUGAGCCAAGAGGCCUGCCUGGAGCAGGACCCUGCGAGUGGCCAGAAGCUGGGACUAGUGGCACUGGAACCUCCUCUCGAUGUGCUGCCCAGCUGCAAGUUCCCUAAGCCCCUCCCUGCCACCGGGAAGGUCCCCGACUCCCCCGUUCACUCCCCUGUCUCUCCCCUCCCUCCCACCCUCAGCCCUCACCCUCGGAUGCAGGACCCCGAGGUGCUCGAGCCCCCCGUAGGCCUGCCUCCGUGCCCAGAGGUCCCCCUGGGGCCCCGGCUGCCCGAGCCCAGUGAGUCGACCCUCUACGUGGCCCCGCUCAGCUUCAGCGAGGCAGGGGGAGGCUGGUGGAAGGGCUACAAGCUCCCCAGCAGUGACACCCCCGAGUUUCGGCCCUCCGACGUGCACUGUGAACGGGCUGAGCUCAAACCUGACGCCGCAACUGAAGGAGCGGCGCUGAAGAGACUUUUCACUCAGUCACACAAGCGCUUCAAGAUCUCGGAGGAACGAGUCAGAAAGCAGGUCCGCACUCUCGGCCUGCUGGAGCAGCCUGGGAUCGAGGGCCUGGGAGGCCCUGGCGAAUCUUCGGAUCCUUACGCCUUUGUGGACACGGAGAUUGAAUACAUCUUCACCAGCUCCAAGAGGGUCAAGGGCGUAGGCCAAGAGAGAGAUCCCUGUAGGAAGGUCAAGGGAGAGGAAAUGACAUCAGGCAACUCUAACCCAGUGCCUGAUGGGAAGGACGCCAUGUCCAUUUUCAGCACGGCACCCAAAUCAGAUGAUUCUCGUCAGGAUAGUGCUGCAGCCAAAGCAAACCCCAGCUUGACCAGAGAGACUGACUUGGUUGUUCUCAUCUCAGACCUAGAAAACAUAUUUGACAACUCCGACGAGGAUGAGCUUGGAACAACAUCUCCAACUCGGCAGUCCACCAGGGCCCCUGCUGCAGGAGCUGAAGAUCGCCCUCUAGGGAAAGACGGGAGAACUACAGUGCCGUAUCCUCCGACAGUUGCCGAUCUCCAGCGCAUGUUCCCAACGCCGCCCUCCCUGGAACAACACCCGGCCUUCUCUCCCGUCAUGACGUAUCGGGAUGCCCUCAGUGCGGAGCCGCCGCCUGGCAUGGCUGGGGCGGAGAACCACCUGGGCACCUUGUCCACUGCCCAGCUCUCCGAGUUCAAGAUGGAGGUGGAAGAGGGCCUCGCCAGUCCCAAGCCAGAAGAUAUUAAGGACUUCUCCUAUGUGUUCUGUGUCCCUCCAGUCCAGCUGCAGCUGGGCUGCUCCAUGUUUGCUCCCCUCCGAACGCUGCCCAGCCAGUGUUUACCUCCCCUGAAGGUCCCGGAAACCUGUUACUACCGGCCCUCCUGGGCUCUGCCCCCGAAAAUGGAACAGCUUCCUCUUCCACCACACGUCCCUUUCACCCGCGACGGAUAUGUGAAUGUGCCCAGUGUUGGCAGCCUGAUGGACCAGGACUAUAUAAGCACUCCUCAGAUGGGCACGCCGGUGGCCGCCAACAGUGCAGCCUCCACUGGGAACACGGGGGGAGUGCUGCCCUCCCCAGCUACCCCGCGGUUCUCCGUGCCCACCCCGCGUACCCCCCGAACUCCCAGGGGCGUGGGCACGGCCAGCGGGCAGGGCUCGGUGAAACACGAGGGCACGGAGCCGGGCUCGCCGGGCUCCACGCCCUCCACCAGCCGGCCGCUGAGCUCCGUGGAGCCCCUGGCGCUGCCGGCGCUGCCCGAGGCCCACAGCCUGUACACGGUGCUGCUGCUGUCCGACUCGGUGCUCAACAUCUUCAAGGACCGCAACUUCGACAGCUGCUGCAUCUGCGCCUGCAACAUGAACGUGAAGGGCGCCGACGUGGGGCUGUACAUCCCCGACUCCACCCGCGAGGACCAGUACCGCUGCAUGUGCGGCUUCAGCGCCAUCAUCAACCGCCGGCUGGCCCACGGCACCGGGCUCUUCCUGGAGGACGAGCUGGACAUCUUCGGCCGGGGCUCGGAGGUGGCCCGGGCGGCGGAGCGCCAGCUCGCUCUGUGCCGGAGGACCUCCCCCAUCGGAGACCCCACGGCUAAGCGCCCCCAGGACCCCCCCAGUUCCGUGCUGGUCCUCCUCCAGGAGCAGUGCUCCCGGCCCAUCUCCUCCCUCUCUUCCUUGCACCACCCUCCCACCUGUUCCUGUCACGGCCGCCAGGGGGCGCUCCUGCAGAGCUGGGCGGCUGACAAGCUUUGGGCCGACGGCAGUGAUCCGUGUGCCGAGUGCUACAAUGCACUGGUCCACGGGCAGCAGUAUGUGGACAACCCGGCUGGGGGCAAAGUCGACCAAGCCACUGUCAGGAGCAGCGCUCUGCACAGCUGGCCUCACACUAACGUGCUGGACAUCAGCAUGCUGUCCUCGCAGGACGUGGUGCGCAUGCUGCUGUCGCUGCAGCCCUUCCUCCAGGACGCCAUCCAGAAGAAAAGGACCGGCCGGACCUGGGAGAACAUCCAGCACGUGCAGGGACCCCUGACCUGGCAGCAGUUCCACAAGAUGGCGGGGAGGGGUUCCUACGGCUCAGAGGAAUCCCCAGAGCCCCUGCCCAUUCCCACCCUCCUGUUGGGCUACGACCGUGACUUCCUGGCCCUCUCCCCGCUGGCCCUGCCUUUCUGGGAGAAGCUGCUGCUGGAGCCCUAUGGAGGGCAGCGGGACGUCGCCUUCCUGGUGGUGUGCCCGGACAGCGAGGCCCUGACGACCGGGGCUCGGGGAUUCUUCCGGGAGCUCAGCGCCGUUUACGAGACCUGUCGGCUGGGGAAGCACCGCCCCCUUGCUAAGGUGUCCCGGGACGGUCUAGUGCGGGUCGGCACCUUGGACCCUCAGAAGCUGGCGGAGGAGCUCGUGGACGAGUGGUUCAGUGAGCCGUGGGCGAGCGAGCACGACGACGACAACCUCACCAAGCUGAAGCUCUACGCACACGCCUGCCGCCAGCAGCUGGCUCCACAGCUAGCUGCCCUGUCUCUGGACAGCAGUCUCCUCCUGCCCCCCAAGCCCCAGCCACCUCCUCCCCCUCCAGCUGCUCCGCCCAACCUGGGCAGCCAGUCAUCUGCCCCGCCAGGAGGGACGACGGGGCCCAGCGCCACCUCAACCCCCUCCGGCGCCACGCCAGGGCAGGGCGGGGCAGAAACACCGCAGGGGGGGGCCGGGGACCCCGAGAACGGGCAGAGCACAGCCCCCACACCGGCACCGCCUGCUGAGAGUCAGGAGAGCUGCGCCGAGAGGGAGCGGAUAGGCAUCCCCACGGAGGCGGAGUCAGCGGACAGCCACGCCCACCCGCCCGCCAUCGUCCUGUACGUGGUGGACCCCUUCCUGUGCCGCGCGGGGGGCGAGGAGGACGAGGAGGCCGAGCCAGGCAGCACGUGGGUGCUGGGCCUCCUGCGCUGCUACACCGACAUCCUGCAGAGCCUUCCGGAAUCCCUGCAGCCAGCCCUCGCCCUGCAGGUGGUGCCCUGCCAGUACCUGCUGCAGCCUGUGAGUGGGGAGAGCUCUCACUACAUCCAGCACCUGCGCUCCCUGGCCUUCUCCACCUACUCCCAGUGCCGCCGCCUGCUGCCCACACAGACACACAUCAAGUCCCUCACGGGCUUCGGGCCAGCCUCCAUAGUCCACGCCGUGCUCAAAAACCCCGAGCGGCCCAGCCCCCUGCAGCUGUACUCCCCUCCCUUUGUGCUGGGGCCCACCCGCAGCAAGCAGCUGGAGUUGGGGGAAGCAUGGGGCGAGGGGGUGCCCCGCUACAGCGUGCUCUUUGUGGGCUACUGCCUGUCCCACGACCAGCGCUGGAUUCUGGUGUCGUGCACAGACCAGCAGGGAGAGCUGCUAGACACCUGCAUCAUCAACAUUGAUGUGCCCAACCGGGCGCGGAGGACCAAGGUGUCAGCUCGCAAGAUGGGCCUGCAGAAGGUGUGGGAGUGGUGCAUUGGCAUCAUCCAGAUGACAUCUUUGCCGUGGAGGGUUGUGAUCGGGCGCUUGGGCCGCCUGGGUCACGGAGAGCUGAAAGACUGGAGCAUGCUCCUGGGGGAAUGCGCCCUGCACUCCAUCAGCCGGCACCUCCGGGACACUUGCCGGAUGUGUGGGAUCUCUGCCAGUGACUCGCCCUCCAUCCUGAGUGCCUGCCUGGUGGCCAUGGAGCCACAGGGCUCCUUCGUGGUCAUGCCAGAUGCAGUAACAAUGGGUUCGGUGUUCGGCCGCAGCACAGCCCUCAAUCUGCAGACCUCCCAGCUCAACACGCCGCAGGACGCCUCCUGCACCCACAUCCUGGUCUUCCCCACCUCCGCCACUACGCAGGUGGCACCGGGCACUUACCCCACCGAAGAUAAUCCCGAUGAUAUGUUUGACCUGCCUUUUCCGGAUGAGCUGGAGAAUGACAUCGGGAACGACAUGAUGCUGAUCACUGGGAACCUGCACCCCUCCCCAAACUCCUCGCCCGUCCCUUCGCCCGGGUCUCCUUCCGGGAUGGGCGGCGGGUCCCACUUUCAGCACACCAGGAGCCAGGGAGAGCGGCUUCUCUCUCGGGACGCCCCAGAGGAGCUGAAGCAACAGCCCCUGGCAUUGGGGUACUACGUCUCCACUGCCAAGGCCGAAGACCUGCCUCAGUGGUUCUGGGCAUCCUGCCCACAGGCACAGAACCAGUGCCCACUCUUCCUGAAGGCCUCGCUGCACCACCACAUCUCCAUUGCCCAGACGGACGACUUCAUCUCUAACAAGACCUCACAGAGGACACCUCAUCCCCUCGACUCCAAGACCACCUCAGAUGUGUUAAGGUUUGUUCUGGAGCAGUACAACGCCCUCUCCUGGCUAACCUGCAGCCCAGCAACACAAGACCGCCGGUCCUGCCUGCCCGUUCACUUUGCAGUUCUAACGCAGAUGUACAAUGCCAUUCUUAAUAUGCUCUAAGAAGGGGUCCAUUGCAACACCAUGUACAGUACCUCUCCCUUUACAUCCCAGGGAGGAACUCUUGCCUGUUACACCAAAUUUGAUAAACUGCCAAUUUUUCUGUUUCAAAACAGUUGUCUUCAUUUUAACUUGCAAAAUAGACAACCACCUUUUGUUUAGUGACUGCAUGUAGCAAAAAAUGAUCAAAAGUAUACUCCUUUUUAUAUUCUAGUACCUCAGGGCACAGGUGUCAUCAAGGGUAACAUUUGAAGGAUUACUGCACGGGAUCUUUUUUUUCCUGUUUAGUAUUUCACACUUUCUCCUGUAAAAUCAGUCAGUUCAAAGGGUCAGAAAGUGCAAGAAAUACCAAUUAAAUGUUUUAUUCUGAAUAUAAUUCGUCCGCCUUUAUAGAAAUGGAAGUCCACAGUUUAUGUCAGAGGAAUCACAGUGAUAAAACAGAUUGAUUUCCAUCAAAUUGCAGUGUUACAAUGUUUUGGCAGCUUCUGUUAAAGGGAAUAUACUGUAUAUAUUUAUUUUUGGUUUUAAUUACUAUGAUAUAUCAAUUAUGGAAAUGUAAUAGACAAUGUAACAGAAGCAUCAUAAAGGCAUAAGAAGGAUGAUGUUUUAAAAUGAACAUCCUCUGAAACCUUUUAAUAGUAUAGAUUUGUUUGAUAUCACUUUUUUACUAAGCAUGUUUUCUGCAGCAAGGAAUGUUACACCUUCCUGCUGUGAAAACCAAUGGAAAUCAUAUCGUUGAAGUGUGAAGAGAAAGUGUUACAGAUAUUUUGUAAGUAAGAGAAACAAUUACAUACUUCGAAAUGGCAAUAUUGCUUAAACACAGUUAUUUUACUACAAAGAGAUUGUUCAAUUGUAAGGUAAUCAAAAGGAGUACAUUUUUCAAAGAGCCACAGGCCUACUGAGCAGAAUCCUAGGCAGCUUUGUCUACUUUGCAAAGAAGAAAUGAAUGACUGCUCAUUAUAGAGCUAACGUCAUUUACCCAGGGAAUUUUCUGAGAAAAAUGGGGACCAGUUUUCACAAGUUGAAAAAGCUUCAGCCAUCUUAGUUCAGUACUGGUAGCAUAGUUUGGAUGUCAAAAUAAGGUUUUCUUAAUACAAUGUUGUUAGAUUGCAUAAAACUGUUAGAAAGGCCCAUUUGUAAAAUCUGAUGUGAAAAUGUAUAAAUACCUGACAUUGCAAUUCUGAGUUGUCCCUGCAAACUACGUGCACUGAGAGCAGAGGCCAUUUAGUGAUCUGAGGAAAAACAAGAUGCUAUGAUGAGAAAACGUCACAUCAGAGGGGGUAAAAAAAACACAUUUUUAAUCUCUCUCUUAGCAUGUUUCUUGGUGUUUGUUAAAGAUCAUGCUGGAUUAAAUGGUAUUGUGUUUAAGAAUACCAUGAUCCUAUGGAUCUCUUUCUAGAAUGGAAUAAAGCCUUUGCUUUCACAUUCUCUUCCCAUGGAUUUGAAGAAAUGGUUGGGCAGUUGGCCAUAGGUGAUUUGGCUCCUGAUGGUGACAUUUCCUCUCAAAGCAGCAUGUAAAUGCAUGUUCUUGUGAUUUGUGCUCUGCACUUUCGUGUCAUUUGUCCUUUGUCUCACAUCCUGUAAAUUGAUCAUAUUUAUUGGCGAUCAUUUUUUUUGGUCAGCUGCAAACCCCAAAACUUUCAGCAAAUGUGCCAGCAUUAGCCCCUUCUUUAGAACAGUACAUGAGUAGCAGCUGUGAACUUGCUUAGAUGGCCGACAUGAUUCUCCACAAGAGUUUCUGAAAGGAACUAUGAACCACAGUGCCUAGAUUUGAGAGCACCCAAGCAUUUGUACAAGAUACAAACUGUCUACCAAAUGAAGGUGCAAACUGUCCCUUAAACUGAAGAGUAUUUUUUUCAUUGUCAAGAUAUGAGAAACAGUAAAUCAUAUUAUUGGCAUUGGAUAAGCCAGAGGUUUAACCUGGGACAUUCUAUAAUACAUACUCACCUGAAAAUACACAUUUACUCCUUGUGACAAAAGUACUGCAGUUCAAUUUUCAUAAUUCAUCAGCCUACCAUUUGGCUUUGCGUUAGUUGAUAUGGGCUUAGUUUCAGGACACAAAUAGACCACUAUAAAAGAAAUUGGGUCACAAGCUUAAAACAAAAUAAAGGUGCAACCAACAUGACAUUCCCUUAAAAGAAUGCCUAGCAGUCCAGAAUUGAGAUCAAUUUCUCUAGUUGUGUUUAUAUCUCAUACAACAAAUGAAAACAAUCUAUAAUUUUCGUGUUGGAUCUGUUCAGAAACCAUCAGGGUAUGUUAAUUCCCCGAUAUCUUGUGUGAUGUUUUUCAUUAGGUUUAAAAAGAAUCAAGACUUACAAGAGCACCUGUUAUUCCACCUACAUCGUGAACAUCACGAUGACUAAGUUUUCUAUAGCUGGUUAGAAGACAUGUUCCUCUUAAGAAGUUUUAUCUUUCAGAAGAAAAAAAAAAGUUUUCAGCUGCGGCACACAGAGCAUCCAGACCACAGUAUAUUUAAUAUACAUAUUUUAUUCACAAUAUCAUGUAUUUCAUGGCAAGCGUUGUUGAUACGAAAUUAAAAUGUUUCAAUAUUUCAUACUUGGGAUCACUCAGUUCCUUACCAUUUGCUUUUUGCCCCCAGAUUUGGCCUUGGAUAACUACAGAGGGUAAUGUGCACAGUAAUGACAGCAGUGUUUUAGUACAUCCAGUGCCAUACAGACUUACCUCAAGGGGGAACAUGUCUUUCGCCUCUUGUCAUGUCAAGGACAGGGGCCAGGGCUCUGAUCUUGAUCUGAUCUUAGGGUGCACAGGGAGAAUGACCUUUUCCAUCUUAAUGGGGCAGAAAGAACAGAGUGACGGGGAAUUAUCCUCUGGGUCACGGGAGAUAAUACUGUAGGUGCAUCUGCUGAUUAAGUUUUGUGGUUGGGGACACUCAGAUUACUAGUGGGAUUCAAGGGAUAAAAGGGGAAUUUGUGUGGGGAAUUCUCAAUUUAAGACAAAAACUAAACUGGAAGUAAAAAGUAACUGAAUCUUGAAUUGAGACUCAGUCAACAAUGAGAAUGGGAACAGCAAUUCUUCAAUAUUUGUACAUGCUAGUUUUAUGAGAGGUAAAUGCACAAUAUUAUGUUCUUCCAGACACAAAUUGGCUCAAAUUCCAUUAACAUACUGCUUAUUUAUUGUUUUAUAUUUCAUCAUAUAAAUUGGUUGUGAAAUUUCUUAUGAAGUAAAAAACUGAUUAGAGGCAACAGACUUGAUUUGUUUGGAGGUGGAGGUUCAUUCAAGGCACUUUUAUGAUUUUCAUUUUUUUAAAGUGACAUUCUAUUCUGUUGUAGAUGUGAUCCUGAUAGAGGAAAACAGAAACAAAAAAGCAAAUGGCCAUUGUGUAUAGUGUAAAACUGACAUUUACAAUCAAAUUUGACUAUUUUUUAUGAAUUAAGAAAAAAUAAGAAUGACAACAUUUGUGUUUUCCAGAUUUAAAAAGAGAUAGCCUUGGAAUUAGGCAAGGAAUUUUGCAAAAAAAUCAAUUAAAAAAUUGUGAAGAUGCCAUAUUUAAAUAAAUAUAUAUACAUAUAUUUUUAGGUUUUGAAUUAAAAAAAUCCUACCUCCCUGAAUCUGUCAGACAAUGGGGGAAGAAUUUAACUUUUAAAUUUCUCUUUAAAAAAAGACAAAAAACAGGACAGAAAAGCUACGGCUAGCAGAUUAGAGAUAUUUUUAGUUUGUCCUAUACUUUUUUAUUGUUAUAAAAAAAUUUAGCCUCUGUUUUAUUUAAGAUUUAAGUUAAGGAAACAGAAUGAUACAGACAAAAUAUAUUUAUAAAAAUGUUUUCUUUUGCUGCAAAAUAAACUUGAAAUAGAUGGCAAUAGACUAAAAAGUAUGUAUUUGAGCAUUAAAAAUGGUAUUGUAUAUUAAAUGAAUACACAUUAUUUUAGUGGUGGUUUGAAAGAGAAGAAACAGACCAUCACUCUGUUUAGCCAGCUCUUCUCCUCAUCAGCACCCUGUUAUUUGUACAAUUCCCUAGCAUGCUAUGUAUAUAUACAUAUAAUUCAGCUGACUUUUUGAAAUUCUGAAAGCUGUACAUUUCAUGCUGGUUCGAUCUUUCUUUUACGCAAUUCCUAUGAAGCAUUUUUUGCUGUGGGCUUUUUUUAUAUAAAUAUCCUUCAGACAAAGUGGGUGGAAACAAGUGGGAGGGCUGGUGGGUGGUGGGGUAAGUGACUUUCAUGAGAUUGUUGUAUUGCUGAAACAAGUACACUAAGGAAAAAAAGAUGAAACAGCAAAUUUGAUACACCUUCUACCAUUUUAAAUAUCAGCCAGAUCUAUCUUGGGGAAGAAAAAUCUGUAUCUUUUACACUCUUUUUUUAGUAAAUUAUUAAAUUAUGGAAAAUGGAAA
Messenger RNA from Lepisosteus oculatus (spotted gar), 12699 nucleotides. RefSeq names its product mediator complex subunit 13L. Gene Ontology annotation, molecular function: transcription coregulator activity. Gene Ontology annotation, biological process: regulation of transcription by RNA polymerase II. The record is from RefSeq and is a predicted model, not a curated record. Lineage: Eukaryota; Metazoa; Chordata; Actinopteri; Semionotiformes; Lepisosteidae. Gene Ontology annotation, cellular component: mediator complex.